Messenger RNA from Phymastichus coffea, 4010 nucleotides. RefSeq names its product V-type proton ATPase subunit C (gene Vha44). The transcript has 9 exons. The record is from RefSeq and is a predicted model, not a curated record. Gene Ontology annotation, cellular component: vacuolar proton-transporting V-type ATPase, V1 domain; lysosomal membrane. Gene Ontology annotation, molecular function: proton-transporting ATPase activity, rotational mechanism. The coding region runs from base 592 to 2538 and encodes 648 amino acids. NCBI's taxonomy places the organism in Eukaryota, Metazoa, Arthropoda, Insecta, Hymenoptera, Eulophidae. Gene Ontology annotation, biological process: proton transmembrane transport.
UAAGUCAUUGAUUUCACGCGAUUACGCGUAUGUCCGCACCCCGUUGCCUCCGUAUAUGCAUAUACACGUAUUUUCUGUCGACGUUGGAGCGGCGGCGGCAGCGGCGGUGGCGAUGGUCACGUGGAGACAUACGCUUACGUAAUAUUUCACGAGGAAUUAUGUGAUAGUGUAGACGCGUGCCCGCAGGCGCUGCCACACCCCCUCUUCUCUUGUCUUUCUUUUUUGUUCCUAUUCUUUUGCAAUCCAAUAAUCGAACGAACAGUCGUCUUUUUUACCACUGCGCGAUGCGCAAACUUGACCAGUUCGAUUCCAGCUGAUGCACGACGAGGGUGUCGAAGUGGAUGAGAGCGCAAAGAUGGAGACUCAAAGUCUACAGUCGCAGUUCAGAUACGAUUACUAUAUUGUCAGAACUGAUACUUUAACUGGGAGCAGGUGGUUGUUUACAAUGGCCUCGACCGAUCGUUUUCUGUCUGCUAGUUGUCAAUAUCGACAGCAACAAAAGCAGCUUUGAGUCGUUCGGCGUUAAAACAAACGAGUUUGUGGGAAAGACAGUAACUAAGAAACAGCAAGACAUAAUAAACUCAAGCUAUAAUGACUGAGUACUGGCUAAUUUCUGCACCAGGUGACAAGACCUGUCAGCAAACAUGGGAUACAAUGAACAACCUAACAUCCAAACAAAAUUCAUUGUCAGUCAACUAUAAGUUUCAUAUACCAGACCUUAAAGUUGGUACGUUAGAUCAAUUGGUAGGCCUCUCGGAUGACCUGGGUAAGCUCGAUGCAUACGUCGAGCAGAUCACACGCAAGGUAGCAUGUUAUUUAGGAGAAGUUUUAGAAGAUCAGAGGGACAAGCUGCACGAGAACCUGAUGGCCAACAACAGUCAGACGUCAGUGGACGGCGAGGCAGGCGAGAGUACGGAGGGGGGUCCGGACACCCCACCCAACACACCGGUGACGCCGUGCAAGCCCGGCCAUGUGGCGGCGGGGAGCUGCUCCGGCAAGGACCAACGCCAGCACCACUGGAACCGCGGCGAACCGCCCGACAGCCCGGAGCCGCCGUGCCUAGGUCAGCAGCAGCACCACCAACAUCGGCAUCCGCCCUCCUCCUCCUCGUCCGCCGUCUCCUCUUCCCACCAUCAUCAGCAUCAUCAUCAUCAGCAGCGGGACGCCAGUCCCAGCCAGCGUCAGCAUCGCCACUCGUCUCACCACCACCAUCACCAUCGUCACCCGCACUCGCAUUGCCAUCAGCCUCACCACCAUGAUCGGCCUCGCCAUCACCACGAAAAGAAGUCGUCGUCGUCGUCGCAGGGCGCCGACUCGUCGUCGUACUCGUGCUACCAGGUGCCCUCGGCCUGGUGCACCUCGGGCGGCUCCUCGAGCCCGAGCUCGCCCUCGCGCUCCUCCUCGGGCGGCAACGCCGGCUCCUCCUCGUGCUGCAGCAGCACCGAAGAUGACUCGCCGCACGAUCCAGAGGAGACCACGAUCGAGCACGAGCCCAGCAAGUCGCGCCCGCGCAGGCGGCUGCAUCGCCGGCCCAGGCGGCGCCGCCGGCGCAUCGAUCACGACACGCCAUCGCCGCAGCGGCAGCACACGGAGGAGGAGCAAGACGAGCAUGAGCCCGAAGAGGAUGACCCGACAGCCACCGGCAAACUGCCCAAUCCAGGUGAUCUGCCGACAUACGUAACACGUUUCCAAUGGGACAUGGCCAAAUAUCCGAUCAAGCAAUCCCUCAGAAAUAUCGCGGAUAUCAUCAACAAACAAGUCGGUCAGAUUGACGCUGAUCUCAAGACCAAAUCCACUACUUACAAUAAUCUCAAGGGCAGCUUGCAGAACCUCGAGAAGAAACAGACGGGAAGCCUACUAACUAGAAAUCUUGCGGAUCUUGUCAAGAAGGAACAUUUCAUUCUAGAUAGCGAAUAUCUUGCCACGCUCCUCGUUAUUGUACCCAGAGCUGGUAUUCAAGACUGGCACGCCAUGUACGAGAAGUUGACAGACAUGAUAGUGCCACGCAGCUCGCAAAUGAUAACUCAAGAUCAAGAGUACGCCUUGUUCACCGUCACUCUCUUCAAAAAGGUCAUCGAGGAGUUCAAACUGCACGCGCGCGAGAAGAAAUUCAUCGUGCGCGACUUCGAGUACAACGAGGAAGCCCUCGCAGCUGGCAAAAAUGAAUUAACCAAGCUGGCGACGGACAAGAAGAAGCAAUUCGGUCCGUUGGUGCGGUGGCUGAAGGUUAAUUUCAGCGAGUGCUUCUGCGCCUGGAUUCACGUGAAGGCGCUGCGCGUCUUUGUCGAGUCGGUGCUGAGAUACGGUUUGCCCGUCAAUUUCCAGGCGAUUUUAUUGCGCCCCAACAAGAAGAGCACAAAGCGUUUGCGCGACGUACUCAACCAACUCUACGCCCAUCUCGAUUCCUCGGCUACCGCUGGCGGUUCGGGUGGCAAUCAAGACAGCGUGGACAUACCAGGGUUGGGCUUUGGUCAGAGCGACUAUUUUCCUUAUGUCUACUACAAGAUAAACGUAGACAUGGUCGACAAUAAAGUUUAGUUUGAUUAUCGACGGAAUGAUAUAAUCAUUGUACGUACACAUCUAGCGCACACUCGACAUCUCCGGCUCAUAUAACAACAAAAUAUCGCUCUAGAUGCAUACGAAAGAAAAAAAACUUCGAAACUUCCUCAGUUGUUCGAAUUAAACGUACUUUUUUCAGCGUUAUAAUCUUCAUACCGAUCAGUCUCUAUAAUUGGUACAACUCUUCCAAGUGCAUAACUUUGGCGUGUCACGGAUUGCUGGCUGUUCUACUGCUGCUUUCUCAUGUGCGAGUCUUUGUUAGAUAUUGAGAAGCGAAUAUUUUUAUAGUGAAUACAGAGAAAGAGAAACGGUUCUACAUGAUUCCCGAAUUCUCGAAAGUGAUGCAUGGUGAAUUUUUUGCGAGUGAUUUAUCGACUAAAUCGGUGAAAAAAUGUCGCUAACCUUUGUUGUUCUUUUUAACUAACUUUUUCCUAAUUCCAAUUGAUAUAGCAAUAUUGAUCCAGCUUUAAAAUUCUUAUAAAUGUAUAUGGUUCUUAUUUUUAAACGAAGUUUCAUAUAGCUUCGGGAUGUUUUUUACAACGAUGAAUUUUAAAUGAAACAUUUUUUCACCGACAAAUGUACACUCCUUGUACAUAAGUUUAGUGCAAGUUUUGCCACAAAGGACUUGCACGCAUUACCUUAGUUUGAUUGCUGCGUGCACAUAUUUCACCAAAGGCUCCACAUAAUUGAAUGAUAAAAUAAGUAAUACAAAAUGAUUUAUAAAAAAAUGUACAAUUUUCGACUAAAAGAAAAACGACAGAACUGUUCAAUAAUAAACUACUAAGACAGAUGUUGUUAAAUUUUGCUUGGAAUUUAGAAGCUUUCAAAACACAAUCUAGGAAAUAUUUUUUUGAGAGUCGUUGCAAAUGCCCGUUUUUAUGAUAUAUUCUAUAUUAAAAAAAAUGCAACUGACAACUCAAUCACUUUUAUUGAUGUGUACAAAAUAUGGAAGAAAUAUGGUAAAAAUAUAAAGUUUUGAAGCCUUUUAAAAUAUUUCUCAGAAAGUAUUUAAAGUAGAAAAGAUUUUUUUCUUUAAUUUAAGCAAUGUCUUGUAUUUCGCCAACCAUGAGUACUAGACGACUUAGUUCCACAAGAUAAAGUGGAAAAAGUAAGAUUUCCUAAACGAUAUUCAUUUAAAACUACAUCGCCAUCUGAACAUAAUAAAAAAAAGAAAAGUAUUAUACUGUUAAUGAAUGGAGGAUAACUCAAUGUUAUUCAUGUGGAUCAAUUUUAAUUUAUAAUAAGUAUGCAAUAUUUUUUAUUCCAUUAUGAUUGUUUUAAUUAUUUGUUUUUUUUUUUGUAUUUUUAAAUUAAAAAAAAAAAAUUAUUGAAUAAACCUUCAUUACUAUCUUAACGAUUUUUUGUGAAUAUCGUUUUUAAUUAUGUAAAAAAUGAAGCAAAAUGAAUAAUUUAAAAAAGUUACAAAAUCGAACUGUUGUAAUUUGUAGAUA